Molecule: messenger RNA, 3055 nt
Organism: Exophiala xenobiotica
Lineage: Eukaryota; Fungi; Ascomycota; Eurotiomycetes; Chaetothyriales; Herpotrichiellaceae
Exons: 5
Coding region: 749-2752 (667 amino acids)
Source: RefSeq, a predicted model, not a curated record
CUUCAGCGCUGCACAUGCCCCAGAGACUCUUGUCUAUUGCUGGCGACUACUCUGGGCCCUUUCAAGAUUGCUGUGCUCGCCACUCAAUCCGCCUCAUGACUCGAAGUAUGAACUUGAUUCGUUGGAUCGCCUUUUCCAUGAACCUUUCGCUGCAAGAGAUCCCACGGGACGGCGAUAAAUCAGCAAAAUGCAAAAGCUACGGGUGAGAACGCGACACAAAAGCAGUGUCUACUCCUCUCCUUCUCGCUUUCCGCCAGAGUGUACCUGUUGCUUGCCCUCGAUACGCAACAAUGGACCUCUUCAGCUACUCAGAAUGGCAGCGACUCAAGGGCUUUCAGGUUGAUAUUGCGCUCAUAGCAGGGGGCUUUCUUGCCCUCGUGACCAUCUUGGGUUGUCUCGUGUACAAACUUGGCGGGCAUUUGAGCUUUGAGAAGAUCUCAGCACAUCCCUAUGUUCGGUUCGCCUACGUCUGUCUGAUCAAGCCUCACGAUCACAACAGUGAGGCUGGGCAACAAUCGGCACUCGAAAGCUUCUAUGCUGCUCAGGUAGGUCAUACACUCCAUGGUCCCUCUUGACUCAUAGGUUUUAGGCAAACGUAUACGACGCUACAAGAAAGCGCCUGCUGCGAGGAAGAGAAGAGAUACUGGCGGUACUAGCGGCUCAAUUGCAGGCUCGGAGCGCCUCGAACCAAGCCCGUAAGCCGGUAUGGUAUGACAUCGGCGGUGGAACAGGUUACAAUAUCGAAGCAAUGGACAACCUCGUCGGCGUCGAAGGCUUCUUCGAGCAUGUCUUCCUGGUUGACUUGUCUACUUCGUUGUGCGACGUCGCGCGCGAACGAGUCCGCCAAAAUGGAUGGAAGAACGUUACAGUCUUAUGCCAAGACGCGAGAACGAUCGCAUGUACAGCCUCGUCAGCUGAUCUGAUCACCAUGAGUUACAGCUUGUCCAUGAUCCCAGACUUUUACAGUGUGGUUGAUUUGAUCUCGGGCUUCCUCGCCCCCAGUGGCAUCAUCGGCAUUGUCGACUUUUACGUGCAGAGUAUAGUGGACAUUUCCUCCCGAAACUAUAUUGGAGGGACCUUUAAUCGACACGUGAACUGGGUUGGAAGGAUGUUUUGGCGAACAUGGUUUGACGCCGACCGAGUCAAUCUCGAUGGUGGCCGAAGAGACUACGUCGAAUACCGCUUUGGCACGAUUCUCUCGGCAAGUGAACGGAAUUAUCUGCUUGGAGGAAUACCCUACUACAUUUUUAUUGGAUGCAGACGAGAUGCAGAUACCCUGGGCGAACAUGGCCACGAAGUCCUCGAAAAGCUUGAUGCUGCUCUGACCGAGUCGCCUUAUCUUUCACCCCUGGAAUUCCGCAAGCAACAAGCCAUCGAAGCCCAGCAAAGUAUGCCGCGAUCCAAGUCGUACGAAUCUGCCAUUGUCAACCUAAGCUCCAACCUACCUCUGCCUGCUACCUUCUACCAGCAACACCACUGGCGAAUCUACUACAACGAUCUCCUCCAGAAACAUCAACAAUUCGGCAACGAGUACAUCUACGCUUUCAACUGGGAAGAUCCCAAAGUCGACCGGCAACUUCUGCAGAUAAACAAAGACGACGUCAUCCUUACCAUCACAAGCGCCGGCGACAACAUCCUCGACUAUCUUCUCGAGCGACCUAAGCGGAUUCAUGCAGUCGACCUUAACCCGUCCCAGAACCACCUGCUCGAACUCAAGGUCGCCGCCUUUACUGCCCUGCCGUACAGCGACGUCUGGCAAUUAUUCGGCGAAGGCCAGCAUCCUAACUUCCGCAACCUUCUCCUCCAGAAACUCAGUCCCCACAUGUCUAGCCAAGCAUUCCAGUACUGGUUGAACCGAGCGUCUAUCUUCUCGACACCGGGCGGACUGUACGAGAGCGGCGGCUCAAGGCACGCGAUCAAGCUCGUGCGACGACUCAUCAAGCUGUUCGGACUCACUGCCAAGGUGCGCACGAUGUGCAGAGUCGAGACCUUGGCCGAGCAGAGGGAAAUCUGGCCAUGCAUAAGGAGGAUACUGCUCAGCUGGCCGUUGCACAAGGCUGUCGUGUCGACGGAAUGGUGGGCGUGGAAAGCCGCCGGCGUUCCUCCCGCUCAACAUGCACUCAUCGUCGAUGACUUUGCGCAGCGCUCGAAGUCGCCCAAGACCAAAAAGAUGUGCGGUGAAGCCGUUUGGCAAUACGUGGUCGACACGCUGGACCCUGUCGUGGAAACCACGCAGUUGAGCAGGGAUAAUUACUUCUAUUAUGUCUGUCUGCAGGGGAAGUAUUCGAGAAAAUGCCAUCCUAGAUAUCUGGGCGCAAAGGCGCACCCGCAGCUGUCGAAGCAGAACACCUUCGAUGGGCUGCGAAUUCACACAGACGAGAUCAUGGAGGUCAUUGCGCGGAUCAGUCCUUCGACCUUAACUAUUGCAAUCCUCAUGGACUCAAUGGACUGGUUCAACCCGGCCGAGAUGGCUGCCCAGGAGCAGAUUGCUGCUCUGAACAAAGUGAUGAAGAUCGGGGGACGAGUGCUCUUCCGCUCAGCAUCUGUGCGGCCAUGGUACACGCAGAUCUUCGAGCAGAAUGGGUUCGAGGCCAAGUGUGUCGGCCGGAGGGAUUCAGGAAAGUGCAUUGAUCGAGUCAAUAUGUAUGCUUCAACGUGGUUGGCCACAAAAAGGGCCGAUAUGGUGACGAGUCCCGUGGCCGAAUUGAACAAAGUCGGGACUGCAGCAUCGUUGGAGGAACUGUCGAUAUGAGGUACGGGUUUCACGAUUGACGAGCAGCAAUGCCCGGCCCCAAUUCGAAGGUUGCCGGAUUCUUAUCUUCGACAGCAAGAAACUCUCAAUCGGGAGACGGCACGGAUUAUGGACAUCCUAGCCACGAUACGGAGGAGAUGAUGAUGAUUUUCAUGGAUUCAGCAUCGCAUUGAACAAUCAUAGAAAGCGAGCAGAACUGGCUCAGUGCUCUCCCCCUGCCCUGACUGCCGUGCCGCAGGAACUAACUAGACCAAACCUAUAUCACACUUUGACAUGCUGAUAGAAAUACAUUUUCUGAAAACA